CACAGGAGUGACGCAUUCGGGAGACAGCCACAGCCACAGGGACGGGAUAUCCGGGUGGCAGCUGAAGUAAAACACUGCGCUAUCACUUUGCGGUGAUGUGACGCUCCACGUAGCAAAGGUCUAAUGACACUACGAUAAUCCGGCUAAUUUUGGUGCUGGACGAGAUCCUGUAAUAUAAAAAAGCGGGGGAAGGACGGGAAACAGACUACAUGGUUUCCUUUCCACCCCUGUCACUGUCCUGCCACAACCUCACUCCAGCUCAACAAGGGACGUGGGCAUGCCUCUGAUGUCUGAUAAUCUCCGAACAGCACGAUAUAAGACAAUUUCUUCUCCAGAAUGGCUUCUUCCACUUCCCGGUCAGACAUUGAUGAAGACAGGUUUUAUUUCGGCAAAAUCACAAGUAAUGAAGCUGAUGAAAUCUUAAUGAAAGAAGGUGGAGAAGAAGGAACAUUCCUCAUCAGAGAGAGUUGUUCAUCUCUUGGAAAUUAUGUGUUGUCUUUCAUAUCAGAUGGCCAACCAAUACACAUCCUGAUCCAGAAGUAUAAGGGUGAUGGAUUCUCCUUAGUGGUGUUGAAUGAGGCCCUGUUAUUCAGUGGGUUGGACAGCCUUGUGGCAUACUACAGCCAACACCCUGUAGGGCCCUCCUCUACCACCCUCUGCCACCCUUGUCCUGGGAACCCAUUUCCAGCAGAUGUUUGCCUUCAUGGCUCUUCCAAUCUUCUUCACAGAUCAACUAGUCAAGGUAACAUUGUUGUGGUCUCCGAAUUGCUGAAAGCUGGCUAUAAGAAAAUUGAUGUGAGAAAUAACACAGGCCAGACAGCUCUACACAUUGCCUCUAUGAAGGGCUACCAGGAAGUUGCAGAGAUGCUCCUGCAGCACGAGGCAAAUGUUGAAGUUCGGGAUGAGGAAGGAGUGACACCGCUGCAUCUUGCCUGUAGGUACAAUAUGCCUCAUAUAGUACAACUUCUUGUGGAGGUGGGCCAGGCAGAUAUACAAGUCAGAGCAACAAAAACAGUGAAUCAUGUGGCGCGGCUACCCACGUAUACACUGAAGGACUAUUACUUUGAGAACCUGGACCGCGUUGCUGCCCAGGGCCUGCUGCUCCGUAGUCCAGACACCAUCUCAGGAUACUUCCUUCUCCGCCACAGUUCCCGGAAGCAGUGUGGGCAUGUCCUGUCGCUGCUGUACCAGGGCGACGUAUAUAAUUAUGAAAUAGUGAAAGAGGGUGACAUGUUCUGCAUUGAUGAUGGCCCAUAUUUCAUCUCCAUGGAGACCUUAGUGGACCAUUACAUGCACUUUGCAGACGGCAUGCCCUGUCGACUCCAGUACCCGGUCGGGGCACUACCAAGCCCUGUGGCAGACACAGCAUCUUCAAGAAGUCCAGUAUUUGGCUAUGGAAAUCGGAAACAUUGGGAAUCAGAUGGGGGCGAGUCAUCAGACAUGCUCCUUGCAGCCUCCAACUCAAAAACCUCAUGCAGGGCCUCCCCUCUGCUCCACAUGGACCACCUCCACCACUCAGGCUUCCCAUCACAAGGCAGCAGCCACUCACUCUCAAAGCAAGAGGGAGCAAGCUGUGAGGACGAUAAUCCCAGUUCAUUGGAACGUUGGCCCAUGCUCUCUGUGCCUAGCCAAGAGGAUCUGAAACCUUUUCACUAUAGAAUACAAACUUCCCAUGAACCAGAUAUUAUUGUCACAAAAGAACGUGAUCCGAUAGAUCUUAACGAACCAGGAGCAACGAUAUAUAAAGAACACAAAAGUAAUUCCGUCACUCAGCAGAAGACUCCUCCACCUUCAAAAAGCUCACUUAAAUUAGACUUCCAGAACUUAAGCAUAUCUAACAGUGGAGAGAGCAGCAGCAGCCCUACCAUGGAUGGUAACCGGACUGACGAGAUCUUUGGGGAAAUUGACAUAAAUCAUCUCAGCAUUGGGGAGUGUUUGGGAAUUGGAGAGUUUGGCUCUGUGCUAAGAGGCAUCUGGUUGAGUCCCUCAGGAGACAAGAUAGAUGUUGGUGUGAAGACCCUUCAUGAAGAUAACAAGGUAAACAAGAAGAAUUUCCUUAAAGAAGCAGAAGUGAUGAUGAAUCUGAACCACCUGUACAUUGUGAAGCUGGUAGGAGUGUGUCAUGGUCCCCCAGUAGCCAUGGUUCAAGAAUUGAUGGCAAUGGGAUCACUCCUUGACUUUCUCUUGGAGCAUGAAGAGGAGAUAUCAGUAGACUUCCACCACAAGUUGUGGGCUGCACAAAUUGCUGAAGGAAUGAUGUACUUGGAGCAGAAGCAUUUUGUCCACUGUGACUUGGCAGCUCGAAAUAUCCUGCUCUCCUCAAUGACCUUGGCCAAAAUAAGUGACUUUGGUCUUUCACGAGCUCUUGGGGUCGACAAAGACUAUUACACAGCUAAAGAAGGUGGAAAAUGGCCUCUGAAGUGGUAUGCCCUUGAGUCUAUUUAUUAUGGAACCUUCACCCACAGUAGUGAUGUGUGGAGUUAUGGUGUGACACUGUGGGAGAUGUAUACAUUUGGGGAUCAACCAUAUGGAGAGAUACCAGGGAAAGAUGUGGUUGCUCUGCUGGAAAGGAACGAGAGGCUCCCCCAGCCUGAGAAGUGUCCCAAGAGGGUGUAUGAUCUAAUGCUACGCUGCUGGAGCUACAAGCCCAAGAAGAGGCCAGCCUUUAGGGAGUUGGCAGCAAACUUCAGGACACAACCUGAAUACAUAAAUAUCAAGCCAUACUUCAAGUGAUAGCUUUACUCAUGUGUCAUAUUGGAAUCUGCUCACAAAUGCCUUUGUCUUCUGUGUUCUCUGUGUGCAAUGCAUUAUAUCGUAAGAAAAUUAGUAAGAUAUUUUUUUAAUGAUGAAAAGGUAAUUAUUUGUUAUCAUCCCAAUAUUAGAGAUAUUAAUCCUGUUAAAUCAGAUUAAUGAAAAAAAAUCAUCCAAGAUUUGGAUUUUGAUUGAAUCUCAUUUGUGAUUUAUAGUGUUGCAAAUUUGCUCUCUGCUGUGUUAGUCAUUUCAUGUUCAGGUUUUCAGCUGUACUUGUACGUACUUCCUUCAUGCCUAGUCCAGGGACACUGCCACACUGCUCUGUGCAAGUGGCUGGUCCCUUUCCUAUUUGUAAUAUUAUUUUCUUCAUGUUGGCACUCUCAUCAUUGCUCUCUAAUAAGCCAUAGUAAUGAGGGACAAACUUUGUUGUUUGUCCUGUUUCUUGUGGGAUGGAUGCUUUGUAUAUAAGACCAUGCAUAGAUCAUGCUUAUACCAAUACUUUGUUAAAUAAUGAUUAUAAAAGUCAUAUAUUUCUUAUGUAAAUUGUAAAAAUAUGAAAGUGGGCUGUGAUGGUAAGCACUGUGUCCAUUAAAUUAUAGCUGAGGACAGCCAUGUCUUUGGUGAGAAUUCCCAGAUGUAUGACAAGUCUGGGGAGCACAAGUGGUUUGUGUUUCACUCGCCAUCACCAAAAGAUUUCAGUUGUAUGUCAGCUUAGUUGUCUGUUCACUGUACGAACUGAUAUCCUCAUGUGAUUUACUUCCUUAUCAGUAUCCACAUAAUUUCAAAGUUCAAACUACAUACCUUACUUAUCCUAAGAUGUUAUACUUUUAUAUUUCAAUAAAUAGAUAACUUUAUCUCUUUAUAUGUACAUAUUUAUGAUUAUUAAUAUACUGUGCAAGUAAA
Portunus trituberculatus (swimming crab) is the source of this 3654-nucleotide messenger RNA. It is a transcript of the gene Shark, whose product is annotated as tyrosine-protein kinase HTK16-like. Gene Ontology annotation, molecular function: signaling receptor binding; non-membrane spanning protein tyrosine kinase activity; ATP binding. NCBI's taxonomy places the organism in Eukaryota, Metazoa, Arthropoda, Malacostraca, Decapoda, Portunidae. The coding region runs from base 337 to 2733 and encodes 798 amino acids. The transcript has 17 exons. The record is from RefSeq and is a predicted model, not a curated record. Gene Ontology annotation, cellular component: extrinsic component of cytoplasmic side of plasma membrane. Gene Ontology annotation, biological process: cell surface receptor protein tyrosine kinase signaling pathway; cell differentiation; innate immune response.